This is a messenger RNA of Podarcis muralis (Common wall lizard), 4061 nucleotides long. NCBI's taxonomy places the organism in Eukaryota, Metazoa, Chordata, Lepidosauria, Squamata, Lacertidae. The record is from RefSeq and is a predicted model, not a curated record.
CUUAAGUUUUGUAACCAAUUAAUCUGGUUUUGGAGUGGCGGAGUUUGGGGAGAGAAACAGAGGGAAGAUAUUUGUUUGCUUGAUUCCACAUGACAACUCCAGGGUAACUGAAUAGACUGUACGGUUGGUUUGACAAGGCAGAACAUUCAGCCAGCAGCUUCACAUACCAGAGGCAGGGGGUUGGCAGGGGGACUCUGACAGUUGUAAUGGAUUUUAUCAGAAUUUCUCCAAAGGCUUGACUGUUUUCUCUUCAAUUAUUAAUGCUUUGCAGAGGGGUUGUUUGCUCCUCUUUCUGUGAGGUCAGUGAAUACAAGACUUCAUACUAACAGCACAAUCCAGCAUGAAUUCAGCCCCUUAAAUUCAGUGGGGCUUACUCCCAGGGUUCAAAAACUGGAAUGUAGAACUGGUGGCUUUCGCUGGACUAGGUCAGUCCUUCUAUUCCUCUGAAGUCAAACUAUCUACCUAUGAGGCAUCACCAGAAACUGACGCUGGGUAAUUUGGAUACAGAUUAUGGCAGAAGAGGUCCAAAAAUAUGUGAAAAAGAAUCCAAUGUGUAGGAGAGGGACACUUUUUUUAUGAUGGAUUAUUGACUGAAGCACGUUCUGGCUGAACAAUCAACUAUGCACCAUCUCUUUGGACUUGUUUUGGGACAAAAGGAUCUUUCACGUGCAGGGGACCUCUUCUCCUUAGACGAUUCUGAAAUAGAAGGAUGUCUGUCAGAAGCUCUCGAGCAAAUAAAAACUAUUAGUUCAUCUCCAGACUACCAAACAAAUGACAACGACCAGGCAGUUGUGGAGAUCUGUAUCACACGAAUCACAACGGCCAUCAGGGAAACAGAAUCCAUAGAGAAACAUGGGAAAGCCCUUGUUGCACUCUGGGAAUCUUGCUUAGAGCACAAUCUGAAACCUUCGGGGAAAGAUGAAGAUACACCACACGCAAAGAUUGCUUCUGAUAUUAUGAGCUGCAUUUUGCAGAAUUAUAACCGUCCUCCCAUCAUGGCAUUGGCUGUCCCUGUCGCAGUCAAGUUUCUGCAGAGGGGUAACAAAGAACUGUGCAGGAACAUGUCGAGUUAUCUCUCCCUUGCUGCAAUUAGCAAAGCAGAUCUGCUGGCCGAGCACACAGAAACCAUUGUAAAAAGUGUCCUGCAAGGGAACGCAAUGUUGCUACGCGUAUUACCCUGCUUGUAUGAAAAGCAGUCGCAGCCAAUUAACAGCCACCUGAAGGAUCUGGUAUCGCUGAUGUCUCAAUUGGAGCAGCCUGAACAGCAGCACCUUUUACGGCUUUUGCUUAUAGUUGCAAAGAAAAAACAACCAGAGGUGCUCAAAGAAUGUAUCCCUGCUCUCACUGGUCACCUAAGAGAUCCCCAUCACAAUGACCUCAUCCUAAAUAUACUGAUAGAAAUAUCGGACUAUGAACCAGAAGUAUUGACCAAUUUGCUUCCAAUACUGAAGGAGAUUGGGGAGAGUUUCCCAAGUCUGAUUGGACAAACUGCCAAGAUCUAUGGAGCGGUUGGACAUGUUGAUGAGGAAAGAGCCAGGAUCUGCCUGAUCUACUUGGUUAAUCAGCUGGCCAACAUGGAGCAUUCAUUUCACCAUAUUCUUCUGUUGGAGAUCAAGCACAUCACAGACACCUUCUCCAAUAUCCUGGGCAUCCAGAGCAGAGACAUUUAUCGUAUGAGCAACAGUUUCACAGCCAUAGCAAAACUUCUCAUCCAACAGCUGGAAAACAACGCCACCGCUGAGAGCAGGGUAGAAGAUGUUGCUGAAACAGAAUCUCCUUCUCAGCUGGAUGACUUAAAAUCCACUAUGAAUGGGAAUGAAGGCGAUGAAAAGCUUCAGGUUAAAAAACAAGCUUUUGAAGAGAAAAUAAACACUGACAGCAGUACUCCUGGCUCUGUACGCCGGUAUAGUCUUGGCCAGGUUUCUAAAGAAGAAAGGAAGGACAUGAGGUUUAACAGGUCCAAAAGUCUAGCUUUGCAUGCUGUCCGUUUGAGGAGUGUUCAUUCUGACAAUGGACAAGAGAUGGAGAAUGGAGAUGUUACAGCCGGCAUCUCUUUCACAGAUAUCUAUCUGAGCCAAGAAGCCGACAAAUUGCCUUCCAGUGCAGACACUGAAGAGUCGCAGCUGGAACAGUCUUCACUUUCGCACCCAAGUAUCAAAUGUACAGAACCAGAGAAUCUGCCAGAACCCGUUAAAGAAAACUGCCAUGAAGGGAGCCCGAAGACAAUACAGAAUCCUGCCGAGUAUCAAGAUAAGAUUUACUUUCACUUAAAGGAAAAUCUCUCUAAAGUGAAAGCAUAUGUCGUGGAGAUGGGGAAGAAAAUUCCUCUCCCAGAUGAGUGUGUUAUUGAAGAUACCGUCAGAAGUUGUGUAGCAAAGUUGUUCUUCAGCUGUCCCCUGAAAGGACAUUACUGCCUGUACAGUAAAUCCAGUUUUACUCUCAUCAGUCAACAGCCUCAGCUUUGGAUCCACAUCAUGUUUCUCUUUCAGCAGCAGAGUUUGUUCCCAGAAGCUUUGUCCAUGCAAAAUAAUUCUGUACAAGCCUUGAAAGCGUUGUGGGAGAAAACCCAGCUGAAGGGAACACACAGCUUUGAAACUGCAAUGGUUCAGUCUACAUUUCCACACCAAAAGGAUCUGGACCAUGUGCGGAUACAUCUGGAAGAAGUGAGGUUCUUUGAUUUAUUUGGUUACAGCGAGGAAGCAGGGGCUUGGCAGUGCUUCAUGUGUAAUAACCCCGAAAAAGCAACAGUUGUCAAUCAAGAUGGCCAACCCUUAAUUGAAGGCAAGCUGAAAGAAAAGCAAGUUCGGUGGAAAUUCAUCAAAAGGUGGAAAACCCGCUAUUUCACGCUUGCUGGGAAUCAGCUUCUCUUUCGCAAAGGGAAAUCUAAAGACGACCCAGACGACUGCCCCAUUGAGCUCAGCAAGGUCCAGAGUGUCAAAGUGGUGGCCAAGAAACGCAGGGACCGCAGCCUCCCUCGGGCCUUUGAAAUAUUCACGGACAGUAAGACCUACGUUUUCAAGGCCAAAGAUGAGAAGAAUGCCGAGGAAUGGCUCCAGUGCAUUAACGUAGCAGUUGCCCAAGCGAAAGAAAGGGAGAGCAGGGAAGCAACCACAUAUUUGUAAGAACUCUGGGCCUGUUUAUAUGAUUCACAAGGCUAGCACACACGAAUAUGUAAAAUAUCCCAUCAUCUGAGUCACGGAAGGAGAAAAAAAGGCAAUAUAAGACCUCAUUGAUAAUAUUGCUCAAGCUGGGCGCCGUUGCAACAUCCCUUGUUUAUGAGGAGUGGUGCGGGGAGUAAUGCAACUAAUGCCAUGUCCAUUAUAGUUGCUUCAGACUGACAAAUGUGCUUCCAAUCUCUCCUGUUCUAUAGUGGCUGCAUUCAGACAGCACUUUAUUCUAUUCCACACUGGAACAUUUUUGUGUUUUAUGCAAUCAUUCACACAUACUUCAGGAAAUCUAGCAGAAUCUAGUGGAAGUUCAACACUCGUUUCCACGUUAAUUGCUUCCAGGAAGAAAAAAUAAAAAACCAUUUGCAACUUCGUUAACCCCUUGGGAAAACUGUGGGAGUCUUGUGCUGUAAUUUCACGGAUCCCAUCACUGGCUCUCACGUGAAAUGGUGGUGCUGUUCUGGCAUACUUUCGUCUCCCACCAUUUUCAUGGGUGAACAGAAGCAGGCAUGCUCACAAAGGAUGCAAUGCAUACAGUGGUGUUUGCUUUUGUGUUACGACACAGCCAUUGAUACGAAUGGAAUUUAGCACAGCAUGGUGAUAUAUCUGUCAAAAGGCUACAGUUCUGUAUGCAGCAGGUAAUGCAGCAUAAAAGGAAUGUUGGAAACAGGGACAGAAGCGCUAGCAUUACAACCAGAAAACUAUCACAAUAAUCCCCACAUCUGAGUGCACUCAGUGCUUGUUCGGGGGACCAAUGCAUUUCUGUACAUAGAAUGAACAUGGACACUACAGAAGCAACAUCUUGCUCCUUGGAUAAUACCUUGUUGUUGUUGUUUAGUCGUUUAGUCGUGUCCGACUCUUCGUGACCCCAUGGACCAGAGCACGCCAGGCACU